This is a messenger RNA of Serinus canaria (Common canary), 1413 nucleotides long. RefSeq lists its product as uncharacterized. Lineage: Eukaryota; Metazoa; Chordata; Aves; Passeriformes; Fringillidae. The coding region runs from base 1 to 1413 and encodes 470 amino acids. The record is from RefSeq and is a predicted model, not a curated record. The transcript is spliced from 4 exons.
AUGAGCACCACCCAGCAGUGUGCACCUGUGGCAAACAAGGCUAAGAGCACCCCGGGCAGCAUUAGACAAAGUAGUGCCAGCUACAGAAGGUUAACUGACAGGGUUAACCUUCCCCCCUUUGCAGCACUGGAGAGACGUAACACAGAUCCAGGGAAGGAAAAAGCCCCGGGAGCGCUAAUCCGGAACUCCCAGGGUGAGCGGGACCCCCCAGCUGCGCUGCGCUCCCCGCGAGGGCGGGGGACGCGGGCACGGCGCGGACAAAGCCCCCUGGCGGCAGCGCCUGCCCGGCCGCGGGACGCAGGCCCCUCUGGAAAGCAUUCCUGCCUUAUCACCGAGCAGGAAUGCACCACGGGCUCGCUCGCACGGCUACGUCAUGGCCACAAACGGGGCUGUUUUCAGUUCGCCCGACGCAACCGGGCCAGCAGCACUCCGCGAGGGGUGUUUGCCUUCCAAAGUGCCACUCUCUCGGAGAAGAGAGCCGUGACCAGCUGGCAGCCUCGUACAGCAGGCUCAGACCCUCCCAUUGCUCAGGCCUUCAUCACCUGUCUGGGACCAGGCACCCCGCUCCCUGCCCUUCCCGCCUGCCCUCCGUGGCGCGGCGGGGCCGAGGGGGCCGGGCGGGGGGCACGGGGCCGGUGCCCGCUCCCCACGCGGCCCCAACCCUCCGAACUGGUUACAGCCAGCGGCCGCCGCGCCGGCUCGCCGGGCUGCAGCCGCCUCCUCCCCCCGCUCCCCUUCCGCCUGCCGGGCCGGCCGCCCCGCUCCAGGCCGGGCCGGCUCCCACGGGACCGCAUUCCUCCCCUCACCUCGCGCGGUCGGGAUCCGGCUCCUCGGCGGCGGCGGGAGCGGCAGCAUUCCCGGGACGCUCUCUCCACGCCGGCGCCCCCGGCGGCUUCUCCUCCCCGCGGGGCUCUCUCCGCUCUCCGGCCCUCAGCUCCCGAGCGCUCCCGGCCGCCGCAGCCCCGUCCCGCCUCUCCGCUCUCUCCCCGGCGCUCACAGCUUCCCUCCCCUCCCCCCUCCCUCCCGCCGCCGCGGCUCAGCGCGCGCCCGCCCGGCCAGCUGCGCGUGCGCGGGAAAGAGCCUCUUCCUGCUGUCGCUGGAUUCCCUGGGAAGCCUGGGAGGGCGCGCGCGGCCGGCACCCAGCUGCGCGCGCACGCGCGCCGCCCCGCCUCCCCCCUCCCUCCUCCCUGGCCCGUGCGGGGGCGCGCGCGGCGCGCGCCUGCUCGUGCCCUGGUGGCCGCGCGGGUAUCGCGGGGAGACGCGAGUCUCGGGGACCGCGGUUCGAGUCCCGCCUCGGACAGCGGCGCAGGCCGGGACGCCGCCGCGCCCCAGCGUGAGAGCGGCUCCGAGGUGUGCAGGCGGCCGCGGGCUCGAUCCCGGGCCACCGGCUCUCUCGGGUGUCGGCCAGCCUGA